This is a messenger RNA of Manis javanica (Malayan pangolin), 2967 nucleotides long. RefSeq names its product cactin, spliceosome C complex subunit (gene CACTIN). Gene Ontology annotation, cellular component: spliceosomal complex; cytoplasm. NCBI's taxonomy places the organism in Eukaryota, Metazoa, Chordata, Mammalia, Pholidota, Manidae. Gene Ontology annotation, molecular function: protein binding. The record is from RefSeq and is a predicted model, not a curated record. Gene Ontology annotation, biological process: mRNA cis splicing, via spliceosome; negative regulation of innate immune response.
GCAGGCCCCGGAUAUUGGUGUCAGCCCAGCCCCCGCCGGCCCACCCGAUGGGUCGGGAUACACGCUCUCGUUCGCGGUCAGCGAGUCGCAAGGACCGAAGGCAGCGAAGUGGGAGUCGGAGCCGAAGCCGGAGCAGGAGCCAUGGGCGACGAAAACGGCGGCGCCGGGACGACGAGAGACGGCCCAGGCGGAGGCGGCGAAGCCAUGAGCGCAGGCCGGAUUCGGAGGAGGAACAGUGGCAGAGGCAAGGGAGGCGGAGCCGGAGCCCCCCGCCACCCCGAUGGUGCUCACGGGACAGGUCCUCCCGGUCUGACUCUGGCAGUGUGCAGCGACAGCAGGGCCGGUGGGCCCACCGCCAGCGGACACGCUCCUGGUCCCCGGGCUCCUCGGCGUGCAGCUCAGCGUCCCCAGACCGUCCCCAGAGCCCGCGGGAGGCGGCAGCCCUGAGCCACGAGCAGAGCUUGCGUGAGCGGCUGCGGCUGCGUGAGGAGAGGAGACAGCAGGAGGAGCUGAUGAAGGCCUUCGAGACGCCUGAGGAGAAGCGGGCCCGGCGGCUGGCCAAGAAGGAGGCCAAAGAGAGGAAGAAGCGGGAGAAGAUGGGCUGGGGGGAGGAGUACAUGGGCUACACCAACACCGACAACCCCUUCGGCGACAACAACCUCCUGGGCACCUUCAUCUGGAACAAGGCCCUGGAGAAGAAGGGGAUUGGCCACCUGGAGGAGAAGGAGCUGAAGGAGCGGAACAAGAGGAUCCAGGAGGACAACCGGCUGGAGCUGCAGAAGGUCAAGCAGCUGCGUCUGGAGCGGGAGCGGGAGAAGGCCAUGCGCGAGCAGGAGCUGGAGAUGCUGCAGCGGGAGAAGGAGGCCGAGCACUUCAAGACGUGGGAGGAGCAGGAGGACAACUUCCACCUGCAGCAGGCCAAGCUGCGCUCCAAGAUCCGCAUCCGGGACGGGCGGGCCAAGCCCAUCGACCUGCUGGCCAAGUACAUCAGCGCCGAGGACGACGACCUGGCCGUGGAGAUGCACGAGCCCUACACGUUCCUCAACGGGCUCACCGUGGCCGACAUGGAGGACCUGCUGGAGGACAUCCAGGUGUACAUGGAGCUCGAGCAAGGCAAGAACGUGGACUUCUGGCGGGACAUGACCACCAUCACGGAGGACGAGAUCUCCAAGCUCCGCAAGCUGGAAGCCUCGGGCAAGGGGCCAGGCGAGCGGCGAGAGGGGGUCAACGCCUCGGUCAGCUCUGACGUGCAGUCGGUCUUCAAGGGGAAGACGUACAGCCAGCUGCAGGUCAUUUUCCAGGGCAUUGAGGGCAAGAUCCGUGCUGGGGGCCCCAACCUGGACAUGGGCUACUGGGAGAGCCUGCUGCAGCAGCUCCGUGCCCACAUGGCACGUGCCAGGCUCCGCGAGCGGCACCAGGACGUGCUGCGGCAGAAGCUGUACAAGCUGAAGCAGGAGCAGGGCGUGGAAAGCGAGCCGCUGUUCCCCAUCCUCAAGCCGGAGCCACGCUCCCCCAGCCGCAGCCCAGAGCCCGAGGAGCUGGCCCCGACCCCACCCGGGCCCUCCUCGGAGGGCGGCGCUGCCGAGCCAGAGGCGGAGGGAGCGGCGCCCACGGAGGGCGAGGCUGACGCCGACGGGGACGGGGAGGCCGUGCUCAUGGAGGAGGACCUGAUCCAGCAGAGCCUGGACGACUAUGACGCGGGCAAGUACAGCCCCCGGCUGCUCACAGCCCACGAGCUGCCACUGGACGCCCACGUGCUGGAGCCCGAGGAGGACCUGCAACGCCUGCAGCUGUCGCGGCAGCAGCUCCAGGUCACAGGCGAUGCCAGCGAGAGCGCAGAGGACAUCUUCUUCCGGCGAGCCAAGGAGGGCAUGGGCCAGAAUGAGGCGCAGUUCAGCGUGGAGAUGCCGCUGACGGGCAAGGCCUACCUGUGGGCGGACAAGUACCGGCCGCGCAAGCCGCGCUUCUUCAACCGCGUGCACACGGGCUUCGAGUGGAACAAGUACAACCAGACGCACUACGACUUCGACAACCCGCCGCCCAAGAUCGUGCAGGGCUACAAGUUCAACAUCUUCUACCCCGACCUCAUCGACAAGCGCUCCACGCCCGAGUACUUCCUGGAGGCCUGCGCGGACAGCAAGGACUUCGCCACGCUGCGCUUCCACGCCGGGCCGCCCUACGAGGACAUCGCCUUCAAGAUCGUCAGCCGCGAGUGGGAGUACUCCCACCGCCACGGCUUCCGCUGCCAGUUCGCCAAUGGCAUCUUCCAGCUCUGGUUCCACUUCAAGCGCUACCGCUACAGGCGCUGAUGGCCCAGCUCCUCCCGGACCGCCUGCCACCUGACAAACGAGGGACUGUGGGACUGUCGCCUGGUUCACGUCCACCUCAGGCUGGGCUUCCGGUCACCAACCGCCACUUUCCGCUGUGCCAACCAGGGUCACCGUGGAACCUGCCUCGGAGUGGUGAGGGGUGUACGGGACAGGCUGGCCAGAUGACACACGGGAGGGGCCCAGGGAACUCGGCAAGAGUCACGAUCUCCCUGUCCAGGUGGGUGGACCAGGGCCCAACCCCUGCAGUGCGGGCCUGAGAGCGCCAGGCCUGCAGGAGCGGGAACCCCGGGCCCUGGCCGGCAGCUGCAGACCCCCGCGCCCAGCCCGUUCCCAGGCCGGCCUUCCUGGGAGCUUGACAUGUGUUGCUGUCCACGUUCCGGAAGAGACCCUCUGGGGACAGGCGAGCUCUGGUCCCCCCAGCUCACCCCCGGUGCUGGGUGUGGGGGCCCGUCAUCAGCCCUCAGGCCCAGGAGCCCAGGGGCACUGAGACAUCCUUCUGCGGCCACCAAACCAGGACAGCGGCGUCCCUCAGGCCCCUUCCCAGCCCCACCCUCGCCCCUGUAUGCUGGGUGGGGAGAGCUGAUAGGGGUACCUCGCCCAUCACAGGCUGUCAGUCCUCUAGGCAGGCCAUGUUUUU